UCCCAAUAGCUCUCAAUUUCAAACAGAUGAGUGCUUGCUCCGAACGGCGACGUGUCUCAGUGCUAUUCGCGCCUCAGAGGACCUCUUGAACAUCCGGUUCAUUCCGUCAUACACGCGACGCUCAGGAUGUCGGAGUUGAGCCCUUGCAUCUAUGACGGCCUAGAGUUGAUGCUUGCGGAUACGAAUCAGACGAACUCUAUGGACACGCCCAAGUGGAUCGACGAUGCGGACUCGACGGUCAUCUUCGGGAUGGCUCUAGUAGCUGCCCUAGCGGUCGGGCUCGGGGCGUAUAUCGCAUUCGUGAUACGAGUGACUUUCCGAGAAAAUCGUCGACGGAAAAGGCUCGAAGAAAUCCUCAAGAAUGUUCCAGUCAGUUUCAACGCAACGAAUCAAAGCCUCGCGGGAGUCCUGGAUGUCCGGAGCCGCCCCGACGACGACUCUGGCUGUGACCCCGGGCUCGUCGCCGCCCACAAUGCUGGCCUCCACCCGAAUAUAGUUUCCAGCACCGAUCGCGGUGCCGCCCAUGUGUCAAGCUACAGCGCCGCGUACGACGCCAAAUACAAAGCCGCUUGUAAUCAAGCCUACCAUGCGGAUGAAUACGAGUCGGGGAGUGACACCGAGCGGUUUUGAGCUCAACAAGAGGUUCGGUUCAACAGUCCUCCUCGCAAUUCGAAUAGAUUUUCUUCCCCGAGGCCAUGCGGGCGCCCUCAAUCUUCCGGCGCAGAGGCGACCCGAAAACUGAGGGAGGUGCAUCAGAUAAACAUGAAUUGUGAGGAGAAAUAAACUCGGCUCGCAGUGAUGAUUCAAGUUUUGUAAGAUUAUACCCUGCUGGCAUCAACCUUGUCCUCUUUUGUCGAACUGAUUUGUAUCGUACCGUACAGGCUCAUCGAAUAUGAUGCGGAGGGGUAUUGAGCGGCCUGCUCGAUCCGAGCUCUUAUUGUCCGAGUUUCGAGGAGAGAGGGGCUGCCGUCUUUGUGUGUAUUUUUGUGCAAUAAAUGCUCGAUAUCUACAUCGUACUAUCCA
Molecule: messenger RNA, 1023 nt
Organism: Galendromus occidentalis (western predatory mite)
Lineage: Eukaryota; Metazoa; Arthropoda; Arachnida; Mesostigmata; Phytoseiidae
Exons: 3
Coding region: 127-630 (167 amino acids)
Source: RefSeq, a predicted model, not a curated record